GUUAAUAGCUCCUGAUUGGCUCCGCGUGGUCAUGCGACAUGUUGACGUCACCGAGGUGCGAAUGGCAGCGCUUCACUGGGUGGAGAUUUAAGACAAACAGUCGCAAGGCGCCACGCCUCGUCAUCAACAACACGACGUUGCAACUUUUGUUUUACCAAAAAAACAAGGCUAACCAAAAAUUGUGUACGACUCCACUAUGGCUCCGCGUGGUGGACGUCUUUGUGCGCUCCUCGUCGUUCUUUGUUGUCUUCACACCUGUUGGUGUGACACAGAGUCUUCCUACCCUGUAGAAAACGGCCGAGGCUUCACCGGCACGGAGACCCCCGAUGGCAUUUUGGUGGGUCCGCAGGCCGAAUGGGUUCUGAGCAGCGGCCUCACCACAGUUUUCCUGCCGAUCGUCUACAUCAUCGUUUUCGUGGUUGGCCUGCCUGCGAAUGCUAUGGCCGUUUGGGUGUUCCUGUUCCGCACCAAGAAGAAGCAUCCGUCGUCCAUCUACAUGGCCAACCUGGCGCUGGCAGACCUGUUUUUUGUCAUCUGGACACCACUGAAGAUCGCUUACCACAUCAACAACAACGACUGGAUAUACGGCGAGGGGCUGUGCAAGGUCAUGGUGGGCUUCUUCUACGGGAACAUGUACUGCUCCAUGGCCUUCAUCGCCUGCAUCAGCGUGCAGCGUUACAUGGCCGUGGUGUACCCGCUAGCGCAGCGUCAGCGCGAGAACACCGUCACCUAUGUGAUUUCGGCGGCCAUCUGGGCGGUGGUGUGGUUGCUUACCAUCCCGCUCUAUUUGUACGACCAGCAGGUGCGGGUGGCAAAACUGGGCAUCCUCACCUGUCACGACGUCACCCGACCCAGCCAGAGGAAGAUGCCUGCGGGCUAUUUCCUCACCAUGGGCACGGCAGGUUUCCUAGUUCCCGCUGCCGUCUGCGCCGUCUCCUAUGUGCUAAUGCUACGGGCGCUACGCACCAGCAUGACUACGGAUGACGCUGUGGCCAAGAAGCGGCGCAAGGCGGUGUUGCUAAUCAUCACCGUGCUGGUGAUGUUCAUGUUGUGCUUCGCGCCCAGCAACAUAAUGCUCCUGGUGCACUACGUGCUGCUCCUGAACGAGGUCCGCAACAACCUCUACGGGUUCUACAUCACCGCACUGUGUCUGGCUAGCCUCAACAGCUGCAUCGACCCCUUCGUCUACUACUACAUCUCUGAUGAAUUCCGCGAGCAUAUCAAGAACACCUUCCUGUGCCGAAGCCAGCGCACUGUGGAGAGGAUGCGUGUGUCUUUCAGUGCGAUGAAGUUCUCCAAAAAGAGCAAUACAUACACGACGACGGACUCCAGCGGGAACACCAGGAGCUCACAGUGCUAGCCGGCUUGUCAGACCUUCUCCAGAUCACAGACUACUUUAGUUAUUACAGUUUUAAAUAGUUCUAAAGUUAAGUGUGAAAACUUUGGUCCUACCUUUGUGGAGUUCUCAUCUUCUCAGGGUAAUAUGGCUUCCGUUCAAACCCCAAAAACAUUCCAGAAAGACUAGUUCAGUCAGUUUCGGCCUAUAUUUUGUACAAUUUUCGAGUGACAACCAUGACUUUACAUAGUUGGUGAAUACAUGACCUGCGUGAGUGAACAAUGUAAAGUCACGAUUGGCAAUCAGAACGAUAACAGACCAUUAACACAUAUUUCGGCUAUCUUCUAGAUAUUCCAGAUCCCUCACACAAUCCAACUUUACACAUAAGCUUCAUUAAAGACCAAAUUAUCUAUAGACGUGAAUGUGACUGUAAAUGACUUUUUGUGUAUACAUGGCCUGUGAUUGGCUGGCGACCAGUCAGGCUUAUUUUCAGCUAUGAUAAAUAAGUGACAUAUCAAAUUGAAGAAUUUUUGUAAGUGUGCUUUUUUCGCUUGUUACUUACUUGUAGUAUUUUGUGUUCUGUUUUUCAUCUUUAGUAUAUUAGUUUGUUGCAUUUCUAUGCUUUGCUGAGCCUUAAGGAUCCUUCAGUGCCUCUGAACUGUAUUUGUGUGUAAAUACUAGUCUGGGAGCCUCCAUAAUCAACCGGGUCUCGAAAACAAUGAAGCCGCAAGAUACAUGUUCUAUCACCCCCCCUCCCAUUUUUUUUUAAUGACUGCAUAUGUAUUUGCGAAGGUUUGCUUUCAAUAUUUUUCAUUUAAAUUUUGCACUCUUGGAAAUUUAAUAAAUCUUUUUUUCUUAAUGUAGUUUUGGGAAUAUAUUUU
Molecule: messenger RNA, 2217 nt
Organism: Corythoichthys intestinalis (scribbled pipefish)
Lineage: Eukaryota; Metazoa; Chordata; Actinopteri; Syngnathiformes; Syngnathidae
Product: proteinase-activated receptor 2-like
Exons: 2
Coding region: 197-1360 (387 amino acids)
Biological process (GO): positive regulation of Rho protein signal transduction; blood coagulation; thrombin-activated receptor signaling pathway
Cellular component (GO): plasma membrane
Molecular function (GO): thrombin-activated receptor activity
Source: RefSeq, a predicted model, not a curated record